Xiphophorus hellerii (green swordtail) is the source of this 1474-nucleotide messenger RNA. It is a transcript of the gene irx5a, whose product is annotated as iroquois homeobox 5a. Gene Ontology annotation, biological process: regulation of transcription by RNA polymerase II; cell development; neuron differentiation. Gene Ontology annotation, cellular component: nucleus. The record is from RefSeq and is a predicted model, not a curated record. The transcript is spliced from 3 exons. Lineage: Eukaryota; Metazoa; Chordata; Actinopteri; Cyprinodontiformes; Poeciliidae. Gene Ontology annotation, molecular function: RNA polymerase II cis-regulatory region sequence-specific DNA binding; DNA-binding transcription factor activity, RNA polymerase II-specific. Bases 58 to 1146 code for a protein of 362 amino acids.
UGCUGCUGUUCCAGCUUCACCUCAUUCCAGAGUUCUCCCUACGAUCACACAACGGGAAUGGCUGGUUCUAUUGGAUACCACCCUUAUGCGGCGCCCCUGGGCACCUACCCUUACGGUGACCCCGCAUACCGCAAGAACGCAACGCGGGACGCCACCGCCACCCUGAAGGCUUGGCUCAACGAGCACCGAAAGAACCCAUAUCCAACUAAAGGGGAGAAGAUCAUGCUGGCCAUCAUCACCAAAAUGACCCUCACACAGGUGUCCACCUGGUUCGCUAACGCCAGGAGGAGGCUAAAGAAGGAGAACAAGAUGACCUGGACCCCUCGAAACCGGAGCGAGGACGAGGAGGAGGACGAGAACAUCGACUUGGAGAAAAAUGACGACGACGAGCCAAACAAGCCUCUUGACAAGGGGGACUCCACAGACACGGAGGCAGAUCACAAACUACUGAACCCAGGGGACAUUGGCUGUGACAGAUUUAAAGAAGAGAGCCAUGGUAAAGAGACAGAUCCCCUCCUGAGCGACUCGGAGUUAAAAGAGCAGGAGGAGCGGACUACGGAGCUGCUGCCGGAUUCCGCCAAGCCGACCACCUCGUCUCCACCAGCGGUGCCCCGGGGGAACCAGGCCGGCGCGACGCAAGACAAACCGUCCGAUUUGAGCCACCCGCAGAAUACGGUGACCAGCAACGUGACCUCUGUUAUUCACUCGCCCCCUUCAGCCCCUAAACCCAAACUUUGGUCUUUGGCGGAGAUCGCUACGUCUUCAGACAGGUGUAAGGGAAGCGGUGAGGCGCAGCAGGCGUGCCCCGGCUUGGGUCAGAGCGCAGUGCUGGGCACCAACGCCUCUCCGUCCCGGUCCUCCCCCCAGUGCCCGCUCCCCAACAGCACGGUCCUAUCCAGGCCUCUGUACUACACCUCCCCUUUCUACCCCGGCUACACGAACUAUGGUGGCAGCUUUGGACCCCUUCACAGUAACCACGGCUCGGUGACCACGGGCUCCACGGCACAUUUCAAUGGAUUAAACCAGACUGUGUUAAAUAGAGCAGAGGCCUUGGUAAGGGAGAGCCAGAAAGUCAGAGGCCAAACGCAGGUAGAUCUUUGUAAAGACUCCCCUUAUGAACUAAAGAAAGGUAUGUCAAAUAUUUAAUACCUGAAUAUUUUCCACGUCACCACGGACUUCUAUUUAUUUUAUUUUAUUUUUUUUGUGGUUGCAUAAAAAAAAAGAAAAAAAACGAACAAGAAGAACGCUGAAGCAAAUUCUGAGAAUAUGGUUAUUUUCUGAGUAAAUGCUUAUCUUCAAAAGAAUUUUUAGUUUCUGAAUGGUUAAUCCUAAAAAUAUGUAACAAGAAUGGUCUUAAUUGCUGCAGCCGCCUAUUUGUAUGAAAGACUAACAUGUAUAUUUAAUGUAGCUUUUUGUAUUUAAAAUGGACAACACGCUAUCUUUGAAGUAAAUUAUGGAGAAAAAAAAACCUACA